GGCAGUAAUGAUUGGUGCACUAUGUGCGUCAGAGAAAUAAGUCACUCUCAAGUUGCCCGUGGACAUCCAAAACAAGCUUAAUUACUCCUGUAGUGCGCAUGCGGCAAUGAGGGAAUAUGAAGCAAUGAUUUCCCCAAAGGAAGACCUCUGGAGAGACUAACAAAAGGCAUCAAAGUGGAAGCUCAGUGAAAAGCAUGGACACUCGACUAGAAUGCAUCUUCUUUAGCGAGUUUCACCCUACUUUGGGUCCCAAAAUAACAUAUCAGGUCCCAGAGGAAUACAUUUCAAGAGAGCUCUUUGACACAGUUCAGGUUUAUAUUAUUACUAAACCAGAGCUGCAGAACAAAUUAAUAACAGUCACUGCGAUGGGCAAGAAGUUAAUUGGGUGUCCAGUUUGCAUAGAACAUAAGAAGUACAGCCGCAACGCCCUCCUCUUCAACCUGGGCUUUGUUUGUGAUGCGCAAGCCAACACCUGUGUCUUGGAGCCAAUUGUCAAGAAGCUCUCUGGCUAUCUCACAACUCUGGAGCUGGAAAGUGGCUUCAUCUCCAAAGAGGAGAGCAAACAGAAACUUCUGCCUAUCAUGUCCACCUUGUUGGAAGAGCUCAACGCGACAGGAGCCUGUACCUUACCCAUAGAUGAAUCUAACACCAUCCACCUAAAGUUGAUCCCCCUACGAAAGGAUCCCCUAGUGGUCCAGGAGUACGAUGUUCCUGUCUUUACCCAGAGCAAAGACCACUUCAUUCAAUCCCAAUGGGAUCUUACCACUCAGCAGUUGAGAGAGAGAGAGAGAGGAUGCAAAUCACUGCUGAGAUGGAUAUCAGAAAGUUAUUCCCCCGCAGCAGGGAAGAAGCAACGAGAAAUGACAGAUAUUCUGCCCUAUAUUGACGGCUUUCGACAUGUCCAGAAAAUCUCAGCUGAAGCAGAUGUGGAGUUGAAUAUCGUUCGUAUUGCUGUGCAGAAUCUCCUGUACUAUGAUUUGGUGACUUUAGUGUCCAUAUUUCAGUAUUCCAACGUGUACUGCACCACCCCCAAGGUGCAGAGUUUGAUGGAUGACAAGCUUAUCCAGGAGGACUGUCUCACCUACGUCACCAAGCAAGGCCAGAAGCGUGCCAGUCUGAGAGACGUCUUCCAGCUGUACUGCGGUCUGAGCCCGGGAACCACGGUCCGAGACCUUUGUUCCCGUUACUCGCAGCAGCUGCAGAGAGUUGACGAGAGGAGGCUGAUUCAAUUUGGGCUGAUGAAGUCUCUCAUUCGGCGACUGCAGAAGUAUCCGGUCAAGGUGUUGCGUGACGAGAAGAGCAGGCCUCCUCGCCUUUAUACGGGCUGUCACAGUUACGAUGAGAUCUGCUGCAAGACAGGGAUCAGCUACAAGGAGCUGGAUGACCGCUUGGAAAAUGAUCCCAACAUCGUUGUGUGCUGGAAGUGAGAUCACAUUGUGCUCCUCAAGAAUAGUUCUAGACACAUUUUUAGCAGGUGGGCCAAGGUAGAGCGCAUUGAAACAUGGCAACAAAAGAUAUUUAAGUAUAUGAACACGAAAUGAACAGAUCCACAAGGUACAACAUUAUGAUUGUUUCCCUAUUCAUGGAAUUCCCACUUUAUUGUGUACAGUUUACGUCCACAAAUGACUUAUGUCCACACUUUUGCAUGUACUGAAAACUCUACAUUGCUCAUGUUUGCCUUUUUUUAGUGUCUGCGGGCAUUUAGUGUGUUAAAAUGCUGCAAUUCACUUCUCAUCUGAGAAAAGUAUCCAGGAGCUUCAAUAGAUCCAGAACAUCCUUGCCAGCAUCCUGCUUACCUCUUUCUCGUCCUGUCUUGUUUAACUUUAACUUUCUUGUUGCCUCUUUUUGCACCGCUCUCCAACAAUGGAAUUGAUCCUCUCAGCAAAAUUAACAAGGUCUCGGGUUUAGGGGAACCUGUUUGUCUUGUCAGAAUGUUUUUUGCUGGACACACGGCGGAUUCUUGGGAGAAGAGGAGUUCUGCGUGCCUGCCGACCCUUUCAGUUGAGGACGUUGACGAUAUUUAUUUGGAACCAUGAUAACAGGACAUCUGCUAAUUGGAGUAAGCGUUGCCUGAUGCUGGAAGCCAUUCAAAGUACCCCGAAGCUGCCAGAAAUCAUUGGAGGAUGCUCAGACUUGGAAGACAUCGGACCGUCUGCCCCUGCCCCUUAGGAGCCCAGUUUGAGAUUGACUUUUUUUUUUUUCCCCCAUCCUAACUCAGCGUUUGUUCCUGUAUGAUGUUUGUUUGUCUAAUCAGGAACGGAUAACACUCACACCCUGGACAAUGGGCAUAAGCACACACCCCCCCCACCACAUGCCACCGCUUAAAGCCCUUAGGGGUGAUGGACAGCUGAGCAGUGCUUAGAUAGCAGCAUCCUGCCACUGUUGCUCGCCCCCUUUCCUCCGCCAUUGCAAGUUUUGUGGUGUCUGUGUAACAUGUUUUUGUGUGCUGGUGGCUAUCCACCUUUUCACCACCUUUAAAUGCCGUCAAAUGUGGCAGACCUAACAUCGUUUUGGUUCUGUCUUCCUGUACAAUGCAUGUCUGCUCUUAAACGAGAUUGUGCUGAAAACCCAAAUUUCUCCCAUGGGAUUAUCUAUUAAGUAUUUCAGACUUUUGAUUAUGAUCUUGAUGAGGGUGCGCAAAUACAACCACAUUACUAUUACUAUGAAAUUUCCUCACUGGCUUCUUAUUCGAUUCCAGAAUCAAAAACAAGGUCCCCCUACUUUUGUACCUCCAGGAACUCCUCACUCAGACUCCACACGUUCCCUCUACCCUACAUCCACAUACUCCCACCAAGGUGUCUGGGCCUUCCUCUGCUGAAUGCCCCACAGACUACAGCUGCCUUUAAACAAAACUUAAAAACCUGUCUUUUUAAGAAAGCAUUUUGCUAUAAAGUCCCUGUAGGUACUCCCUACAACUUUAGGUUUUUGCUCGACAAUACUUUUUACUAUUAGUUUAUAAUCACAUAUUUUCUCAUUUCUUUUCCACUCUAUAGCACUUUGAAAUUCCAGAAAUAUAGUGUUAUAAUUUUUUGUGAAUAAAUAAAAAAAGUGUGUGGUAAAUAAAAGAUUACCCUGGAAUAA
Molecule: messenger RNA, 3081 nt
Organism: Nerophis ophidion (straightnose pipefish)
Lineage: Eukaryota; Metazoa; Chordata; Actinopteri; Syngnathiformes; Syngnathidae
Gene: nprl2
Product: NPR2 like, GATOR1 complex subunit
Exons: 14
Coding region: 195-1427 (410 amino acids)
Biological process (GO): cellular response to amino acid starvation; positive regulation of autophagy; negative regulation of TORC1 signaling
Cellular component (GO): vacuolar membrane; GATOR1 complex
Molecular function (GO): GTPase activator activity
Source: RefSeq, a predicted model, not a curated record